Messenger RNA from Melampsora larici-populina 98AG31, 393 nucleotides. RefSeq lists its product as uncharacterized. The record is from RefSeq and is a predicted model, not a curated record. The coding region runs from base 1 to 393 and encodes 130 amino acids. Lineage: Eukaryota; Fungi; Basidiomycota; Pucciniomycetes; Pucciniales; Melampsoraceae. The transcript has a single exon.
AUGGAACCUCCAGUUUUGUCUAUUCCCACCACAUCGACUACUCCUAUUUCCAUUCCCGUAACAUCAAACACCAGAUCAACCAACAUAACCACGACUCCGACUGUGAUUUCCAUUCCCACGACGUCAACCAACACGUCUUCAACUUCAACUGACCUAACCACCACAUCUGCUAUCAUAACUACACAAUUGAGUUUAACCAACAAAAUUGACACAACUCCUGAUCCUAUUACGUUGUCUUCUUCAACUCAACCAACUCAAAACACAACUUCUACAACCGAUACAAACAAUCCAAAUCUCGAUGGUGUUGUUGAAGACGAAGAUGGUGUUGUAGAAGAAUUUCUCAAAGAGCGAGAUGAAGACUGGCCACCAAUUGGUGCGUAUCUCAUUGUUUGA